AUGGACAGCAAGCGACCUCCAUUUGUUCCGGCCCUUGAACCCCAGAGAACCUUUGCAAGAGUCAUUACUCAGCCGAAACACGAUUCCCCAACCACAGAGGCUUUAUUCCACUCCAUUCCGACUGCCAAACUGGCUCCCAACAUCAUCAGCUACGGAGCAGCCCUCAGCGCUUGCGGAAAGGUGGGAGCCUGGCAGCUGUCUGUGGCCCUCUUCCACAGCUUGUUGCAGGCAGAGCUGAGUCCCGAUGUGGUGAGUUACAGCGCGACAAUCAGCUCUUGCGAAAAGUCAGGAAACUGGCAGUUGGCUUUGCGACUCUUCGACAGCAUGCGCCUGUCGGAGCUAUCCCCCGAUGUGAUCAGCUACAGUGCGGCCAUCAGCUCCUGUGAGAAGGGCAUGUGCUGGCAGCUGGCUUUGCAGCUCUUCGCAUCGUUAUCUGAGGAGAAGCUUCGCCCAAACGUGAUCUGCUACAAUGCCACCAUCAGCAGCUGCGAGAAAGGUGGGCAGUGGCAGCCGGCCCUGCUGCUCUUGAGUUCGCUUCCCGAAGCCAGAUUGGUGCCGGAUCUGAUCAGCUAUUCUGCAGCGAUUAGCUCCUGCGAGAAAGGAGCUCAGUGGCAGCUCGCACUUGAGCUUUUCGAUGCAUUGCCUCGAGCCCAGCUUGCUCCGGAUGUUAUCAGCUAUGGAGCAGCCAUCGUCUCUUGUGAGGAGGGCGGGCAGCCGAAAAGGGCUUUCCAGCUCUUCUGCGCUAUGCUCGCCUCAGGUCUUCAGCCACACGUCAUGCUCUAUAGUGGGGCAGUCAGUUUCUGUGAGACGGGACAUGAGAGUCCCGGCGUCAGCAAGCAGGCGUCUGAGCCAGAGAAUUAG
This is a messenger RNA of Symbiodinium sp. CCMP2592, 861 nucleotides long. The record is from the annotation of a GenBank genome assembly. NCBI's taxonomy places the organism in Eukaryota, Dinophyceae, Suessiales, Symbiodiniaceae.